Messenger RNA from Esox lucius (northern pike), 10069 nucleotides. It is a transcript of the gene pspc1, whose product is annotated as paraspeckle component 1. The record is from RefSeq and is a predicted model, not a curated record. The coding region runs from base 1 to 1608 and encodes 535 amino acids. Gene Ontology annotation, molecular function: RNA binding. Lineage: Eukaryota; Metazoa; Chordata; Actinopteri; Esociformes; Esocidae. Gene Ontology annotation, cellular component: nucleus. Gene Ontology annotation, biological process: regulation of DNA-templated transcription. The transcript has 9 exons.
AUGGCUAACCGAAAUCUAAAACAGGUCAACAUUCAAAACAACGCACCGUCGCCGAAACCUCAGCAACAGCAGCACACAAAGCGCAACGCGGACUCCCCAUCCAUGGAGCGAGGGCCGAAAAAGGACGGGCAAACCCCUACAUCACAGCUGCCGACGGCUUCCAGCCCUGCAGCAGAGGGGGAGGGCGGAUCCGUAGAGUCGCUGGAGAUGACACUGGAUAUGAAGAGUUUUCGGAGACCGGGGGAGAAAACCUUCACCCAGCGGUGUCGGUUGUUCAUCGGUAACCUACCUACUGACCUGACCGAGGAUGAUUUCAAAAAGCUGUUUUCGAAGUAUGGCGAGGCUAACGAGGUUUUUAUCAACCGAGAUAGAGGUUUCGGCUUCAUUCGACUGGAAACCAGGACACUGGCCGAGAUCGCCAAGGCAGAGCUGGAUGGCAAAGUGCUUAAGAAUCGUCCGAUCCGGAUCCGCUUCGCCACGCAUGGCUCUGCCCUCACGGUGCGUAACCUGUCCCCCGUCGUCUCCAAUGAGCUCCUGGAGGAGGCCUUCUCCGAGUUCGGCCCUGUGGAGAGGGCCAUUGUUGUGGUAGACGACCGCGGAAGGCCCACAGGGAAGGGCUUUGUCGAGUUUGCCAACAAACCUGCCGCGCGUAAAGCCUUGGACCGCUGUGCUGACGGGGCUCUUCUUCUCACCACGUCUCCUCGGCCGGUCAUAGUGGAGCCCACUGAGCAGCUGGAUGAAGAGGACGGACUCCCGGAGAAGCUGCUGCAGAAAACUGCUCAGUAUCACAAGGAGAGGGAGCAGCCCCCGCGCUUCGCCCAGCCGGGGACGUUUGAGUUUGAGUACUCGUCCCGCUGGAAGGCCCUGGACGAGAUGGAGAAACAGCAGAGGGACCAGGUGGACCGCAACAUCAGGGAGGCCAAGGAGAAGCUGGAGCAAGAGAUGGAGGCCGCAAAGCACGAGCACCAGCUCAUGAUGAUGAGACAAGACUUGAUGAGGCGUCAAGAAGAACUGAGACGUUUGGAGGAGCUACGCAACCAGGAGCUGCAGAAACGCAAAAAUAUCGAGAUGAGGCACGAGGAGAGGCGCAGGCAGGAGGAGGAGAUGAUGCAGCGCCAUCGAGAGCAAGACGAGAUGAGGCGCCAAGCAGACGGCUUCAAGCCCAACUAUGCUGACAAGAGAGAACAGGAAAUGAGAAUGGGUGAACUGGGCCCUCGUGGAGGCAUUAAUAUGGGAGAUGGUUUUAACCCCGCCUCCUUUGCUGGGGCCAGUGGUAACCAGGGCCCCCCCCCAAUGAUGGGCAUGGGCAUGAGCGGAAGGGGCGGAGCCAUGGGCCCAGAGGGAACUCCAAACAUGGUCGCACCAAACAUGAUGCCAGAGAAUGGAGCCAUGCAGCGCAGUGAUAGGUGCCCCCAGGGAGGUCCCAAUCAGAUGGGGUCUUCCCUUAUGGGGGGCCGUCCAGGGGUUGAGUCCCCACAGCAGCAGCAACAGGCAGUGGGAGCAGGGCCUGGACCUAUGGGGGUAGUUGGUGGGCCUGUGGGCUUUGGGAGGGGAAACCCAGUUGGGGGAAGUUUUGACGGGCCUAACAAUAAACGUCGCAGAUACUAAUUAUGUUUGUUCUUUUAUUUUUUAACGGUGUACCCCAAGGCUUAAUAUUUGGACAUCUUGCUUUUUAUUUCUCCUUAUGUAAAGCAACAUACAAAUUUUUUGGUCUAAUCUUUGUUUUAUGGUUUUAUUUUGAAUUGUUUCUCUCAGCUUUGUGUGUUCCAAAUGUUGACAGAGCGACAAUGCCUUUAAUGGCACAAGCCAGGCCCUAUAUUGAUUCAAAAACACCAAUCUGAAUGAUGGUUACUAAUGGCCCAAUGUCAACUGCCAUUUAUCUUAAGGUAGGCAGGUCUGUAGAUGGUUUAUACGAUCUUGUAUGAUGUAACUUCCUGUUGUUAGUGUCCUGUUUUCUUGUGAUUGUUGUUUUCAGUAGUUUGUAGUGUACUAGACAAAAGCCCUGCAUGCCUGUAAAGUGGUGAGCCUUCUUUGGUUUCCUUCCAUCCAUGGAAUGUAUUUCAGGCACAUUGCAUCCUGUAGUAGUUUGGCUAACUGCAAUAAAACUGUGAAAUGUGAAAUGCCAUUUGUGAACUACGUUAAUUGAAGUAAAACCAAAAAUACAUACAUUUGCUGAGAGAAAUAGCAUUGCUUUGGGCAACCAGAUGAUGAAUUGCGGUUAAAUGAAACGGUGUCUUAAAGGGUCUAAGAUCUGGCUUCUAUUUGUGUGUUUUUUUUUUAUAAACAUUUCUUAAUUUGGGGGAUGUCGUAAUGGAUCUGUUUGCGUAUGUAAGUACAACAUGUUAGUCACACUUGGUGCCACAAUGUGAGACUGAUUGUCCGAAUGGGGCUGGUAUAGUAAUAAACGUAUUAAUAUAGUAAUAAACUUAUUAAUAUAGUAAUAAACUUAUUAAUAUAGUAAUCAACUCUAAUUUGUUAGUCACACCCAGACACCACUGGCGGAUUUUAAGGAAACUUAGGUGCAAAUUUAGAACAAUGCUUUUUGCCAUACCCAGUACCAGAUAGAACAUCUUAACUGAAACCUGGUUGUCUGACAUGGCUUGGCAGCAAUUAGGUUCUCCAGCUGUCAUAAUCCCAAGCACACACAAAAUCCACAACAAAAUGAAUUUGCCUGGCAUAAUCAACAUUUUGCAAUUGCCAUAUCAGUCUACAGAUUGCAAUCUAUAAAAGACCUCUUAGGAAAAUUGAAGCGAGCAGUGAAUGAACACAGAUCAAAGAUAUAAAGGAUCUGGAAGGAUUUAAUAUAGAGAAAUGGCUGAAAAACCUGUUUUCAAAGAGUGAGUUACAAGGGAUUGAAGUGGAUCUUUGCAUGUUUAGAAGGCAUAUGCUAAUUGUCAUAACAAGUAUGCAAAUAGACAAACAGCAAAUCAUUUUGCUCGAACGCAAUAUAUAAAGCAUGCAGACAUGGUCAAGAAGUUUUGUUGUUCGACCAAUUUAGAAUGGGGAAGACGUUAUCUAAGCGACUUUGACCGUGGUAUAAUUGUUGUUGCCAGACGCAGUUAUUCCAGCAUCUCAGAAAUAGCUGGCGAUAUGGGAUUUUCAUGCACUACAUUUUCUUGAAUUUACAGACAGUGAUCCGAUAAACAAAAACAACCAGUGUCCAGCAAUUCAUUCAGCAAAAACAACUUGAUAAUGAGAACGGUCAUAGGAGAAAGGCCAGACUUGUUCAAGCCAAAUAGGCCAAAAAUACUCAUACACUCUUUACAACUGUACUGUGCAGAAAGGCAUCUCUGAAUGCAUUACGCAUCGAACCUUGAAGUGCAUGGGCUAUAGCAGCAGAAGACCAUGCCAUGUUCCCAUGCAGUGGACAUGCUAUCACAAAAAACUGGAUGAUUAAAUAUUAGAAAAAUUGCCUGAUCUGACAAAUUUGAUUUCUGCUGCGACAUGCAGAUGUUAUGGUCAGAAUUUUGUGCAUGCCAUGUAAAUCCAUGGAUUUAUCCUGCCUUGUGUCAACAGUGCAUUCUGGUAGUGUAAUAGUGGCGGGAAUUUUUUCUUGGCACACAUUUGGCCCGUUGUUUACAAUUGAGCAUCAGUAGAAUGCCAGAAUUGUUGCUAACCAUGUGCAUCCCAAUAUGGCCACAGUCUUCCCAAUUUCAAAUGGAUUCUUCCUGCAGGACAAUGUGACCAUGUCACACAGAACGCAUAAUCUCAAACUUGGUUCCAUGAACAUUAAUGACUUCAGUUGGCCUCCACAGUCCCCAGAUCUCAAUCCACUUGGGCACCUUUGGGAUGAUGUGGACUGGAGAUUUGCAGCAUGAAUUUGUGACUGAAAAAUCAGCAGGGACUGCAUGAUGCCAGUGAGUCAAUGUGGAUCAAAGUCCUUUAUGGGAAGUACCUUGCUGAAUCCAUGCCGCAGUGAAUGCCAGCUCUGGAGACAUUGCUCACGCUAGGCGGUUGUCAUUGACCUAGUGAGUCGGUGACAUAUCUAACCUUAAGUGAACUGGACAAAAAGAGAACAGAGGCAUGUCUUUGAGUUUUGAUUACUGGACUCUGUAUGUAGCAGGCUAAGACAGCACUCACAUUGAUUUGUAAGCAGUUAACUAGCGGGAUAGCACUCACCUGUUCAUGUCAAACUUGCGGCUAGUUAGCAAGUAACAAGUAAUGCUAAAUCAAUGUAAAAACAAUACAGGCAAAUAAAACAGACUGUACUAUUCAGACAUGAGUUAAUGGCCAGAAAUCAAAUAUCAAACUGCUAAUGGAUGUGGUUUGAUAAGGGCUUUAAAUAUUUAAUUUAGUGUGGAUUUUGUCUGUUCCGACUUCUGGGAAAAUAACACAUUCCAAUUGGGUAUGGUAAUUAAUGGGAUUUGUGUCACUUCCUCAGUGUUCUACAACUUAUGAAACAUUUCAGAAAAUGUUCUUCAUUUAUUCUUGCAAGGUGAGGUUAUCAAAGAAAUUUAAAACCGAAGUGUUUAUUUUCUUUGGUUUGGAAUUCUUUGAAACAAAAUCUAUUCAUCCAGGUACAACUCUAUUAGUACAAUUAACAAGCAACUAUGUGUUUAUUAUUUAGGUGCUUUACUGUGUUACAACACAUUCUAACAUUGACAUCACCUUUAAAGGCAUUUGCCUUUUUAAUGUUGUCAGCUUGGUGGGAUUCCUAACUUUAUUUGGCUAUUCCUCACAAUGACCAGGUCAUCCAGAACAUUGGAGGGAUCAGCCAAUAAAUAAUAAUGGAAUGGACUACUUCAAAAUGGAGAUGCUAUUGCUGGAACAGAUAUGUAAUUAAGUUAUAAGGCACAAAAGGGUGUGGUAUAUGGCCAUGUGCUGUGUUUUCACACAAUGCUUGGAUAUAGGCAUAAACAGCAUUUAACCAUGUUACAUUGGUAGUAUACCCUAAACCCCUGAUGUACCUUAUCGCUAUCAUAAACCUAUUCCUUGUGCAGUAAAACAAAGGUUUGACAUAUACCACUGUUUUCAGACAAUCAGCGUUCAGCUUUUGAAUCAUGGGUUUAUAUUGGGAAAUAUACUCUUGAGUCUGUACAUGUCUCUGGUCUGUAGUCCUGUAUGAUACCUAGAGUAUUCAAAGUAGUUGGAUAUGUUAUAUGGAGGUGAUAUUUAUAAAAUAAAAUCGGUGCCCUGACACACACUCCUUUAGAGCCAUGUGUUGUUUUACCCACCACAAUCCUCACAUUGUUUUAUCCUCCUUGACAUGACGAUAUACUAUAAAUACUGUGUUAUUUACUAUAUCAAAGAGAUGAGGGAUGAAUGAGUCAAUUUUUUUUGGUAAUUUUUUUUAUGUAGAUGUAACCUGAGAGUUUUAUUGCACAUUGCAAAUGUAAAUCACUGGCUUAGUGGUGUUGCAUUCCUGAGUAGCUCUGCCAACCUGACUGCCGUUUGUAAUGUUAUGUUUCCUAGUGUAGUUAGGCACUUUUUUUGGGGGAGUGAAGACACAGAAAACAGCCAAAAUGACUGCCUGUGAGACCUAACCUGGCCGGAAUCAACAUUAUCAGUGGCAUCGUGCCACCCAAUACUCCUCCCAAAGCAAAAGAAGAGGACAGUGAGGACAGUGUCUAGUUUGUGCUGGUGAAACAUCGUUUGACCAUACCUGUCCCAGAGAACACAAGUGGUCGGGGAUCUGCUCUUUACUCCUCAACAUUAUGUCACAAAGGUUUUGCCCAUAGCGUAGAUUGUACGUGUGAACUUCCUCCACAUAUAAGCGAAUCCACUGAGAUCAGGUGACGUCUUUGUAGUCCAGGAGGACCUAAUCACUUGUUGUAUAAGGAGCACAAUGCCAGUAGUCUAUUUACACAGCAUAUCAAAAACUUGUGGAAGACGCACUGCGCAGUGUUCUUUAUGGCAGACGGGACAACAAAUGCCAAACAAACAUGCCCGCUUCACAUUUGAAUGGAGGUAUAGCUGCAGGUUAGUAGGAAAAGUUGUGUAAGAUGGCGUAAACAAUGUGUGUAUAGAACAGUUAAAACAGGUGCAGAAGUUGAUCCAGGCAUGCAGAAGCUUUGCUCUUUGGUGAAAGAGAUCAUCUCUCAGACAAUAAGAGAAUGAGUUAUAACUACACUACAAGUGUAUUUUCAUGUGUUAUUACCAUUUUCGUUUCCGGGUGACUCGGGGUUCAAGUGGAGAUUUACAUUACAUAAAGGGUUGCAUUCAUGUAUUUAAGUUAAUUACCAACUAGUGUCAACUUCGUGGAGUUUGUGACAGCAACUCGGAGAGCCUGAUACAGUUUUAUAGAUGCCACGUUCUGGGAUUUCCAAAGAUGUUCAAUUUAAAAUAUCUUACUUAGCAACUCACUUGUGACCAUAACCUAUACAUGUUAAUGAGAGUAUUAGCUCUCAGUGAAUAUUUUUUCUGGUUAUUUGUGUGUACCACAAAGCAUUCAGACUACCCAGGCCGUUCAGGAUCUCCCCUUCUUUCAAAACAGGAUUUGAGGUUAGCUUCUGUUAAUCAUGGAUUCAUUUUUUAUCUGUAGUCCCAGAAAGCAUGUAAUUGAAACUCAGGAUUAAAGCAACAUCAAGAGUCUGCACAAGAGAUAUGUGAAAAACUUCGUCCAAAUACUGACUCGAUAAAUAAAUAAAGGGACAAUCUGACCAGAGAGGUGCAGGACCUGAGAAAGUCUACACUUCUCCCAGGAAGAGCUUGAUGAGCUUAAACCACUGGAAAAACAUGACCAUUCCAAGGGACUUAACAAGAAGAGACAUAACACUAUCUGUGAAUCAUCUAUACCAUUUGAGAAAAUAUCAACAAAAAAAACAUUGUAUAUGGAAUUCUAGUGUAUCCUUGUCAGAAUCUGAGAAAAAAAUGGAAUUCAACUUCCAAACCACUUACUGUAAAGUCUGUUUUCAAGAUAAAUAAAAAAGUUAUAUUAUCAUAUCAGGUCAGGCAUUCAAGUCUUUGAAUGCUCCAAAAAAUAAUUUUAGGUCAUGGCUGUACUGAAUGGUGACCAGAGAAUGGUGAAGGGCAAAUCUGGGAAACAGCCAGGAUCUAAGAGCCACCAAAAUUCUCUUCCAGUCAUUGUAGCACCCAUUUGGGUGACGCCUCAAUUUCUAGGCUCAGGCAAGUUCAGAAUAGUAGACAGUUACCCACACAACAAGCCCUUUUAAAUUCAUUUUGAGCUUCAGACUCACAAAAUGUUUCAAAAGAUCAGGAACUGGGCACCAAGUGAACCCACAGAAUACCAUUGUGGGUUUAGUAAUCGAGUUGAGUUGCAAAACAAAUUUUUACAGAUUUCACAUGUUGCAUGCUAACUCAUUAUAACAAGAAAAUGCACAACAUUUUUACAUUAUUUUAAUAGUUGUUAUUUAAUGUAAAUCAUAGGAUUUUUGGGUUUGGGGUGGAUUACCACUAAUUCUAUGGCAUUAUAGUUAUCCCAAUGUGCUUGGAAUAAACAGUGGCUGGCUUGCUAUGGCUAAGCUGCAGAAAUAUGUAUCUAGAAUGAUAUGUGCCCAUUGCUUCUCUGUCUGAUUAGCUAAGUACUUAGAUUUAAGUACUCAAACAAAAACAGUGUAGGAGAUAGUUGAGCUAGCCAAUAAAGCACUGGUACAGGUACAGUAGCUAGCCAGCAUUCUAUAAAUCAGAUUACUUUUAGCAUGUUUGUUGGAUUUCUAUAAAAUGAUAUGUGCAUAUUCUGUUAGAUUAGCUAAGAACUCCACACUUGAAUAUCCAAUAUAGGAUAGCUGAGCUGGCUUCAUUAUCUAUCUGAUAAAUCUAACAUAAUAAACUUAUGAACCAUUCUUUAAUUUAUACAAUACUGUGCACAGUUAUAGGUCCCCUAAGAAACAGCUAUUUAUGUAAGCUAUUUAUCUGGCAGUAAGUUUUUAUUUGCUUGAAAUAAAUAUUAGAAUAAAUACAAAUUGUUAUUGAUAAAAUGCUUGAGGCUGCAUUUACACAGGCUGCCCAAAUCUGAUCCAGUAGUUUGUAUUUUGACCAAUUAGGUCAGCUGUUUUGCUCAUAAUUGAACAAGAGGUCAGAAUUGGGCUGCGUUUCAGUCAUUAUGUUGUUUGUGUUAUUAAAGAUGCUCUGCUGAAGUGUCAUAUAGCCUCUCGUGACUUAUAUAUCUUAAUGACUCCAGGAACAGUAGCUGCUGUCUUUGUAGCAUGGGGAUACAAAUAAAAUACUCUGAGACAAGGGAGUAUGUCUACAUAGAAACAAAUCAAACAUAGAAAUGUUAGAGUAAAAUAGGGCUCUGCUUGCUGAAAACCUAACCCAAGUGUAGUUAAAGUGGCUGCAGAAACUAUUUAGAAACCUUCACUUUCACCACAUUUUGUUGUUGUAGAUUGAAUUUGUAAUUACUUUACAAAAAGUUGACAUCAAUCUACCCACAAAACCCCAUAAUGACAAAGCAGAAACACAUUUUUAGAAAUGUAUUGGGGAAGAAAUUAAAUAACCCAUGUUAAUUAUGCAAUGAGAUGUCUAUAAAACUUCAUUAUAGCCCAUCUGUGGCAAAUGUAAUGAUGGUAGAUGAUUUAGAAAUGCACACACGUAUGCAUGAGAUCCCACUCGUCACAGUGCAAAACCCAAACCAAGUCCAAGGUACUCUCCGUAGACCUCCAAGAAGAGUUGUGUUGAGUCAAAGGUCUGGGAAAGAUUAUGAAGUUGCUAAAGCAUUAAAAGUUCUAAAAACCACAGUGGGCUUCAUCUUUGUGAAAAGGAAGAAGUUUGGAACCACCACAGCUUCCUGGUGUUGGCUGUAUGGUCUAAGUAACCAAGAAGGGCCAGUUAGGGUGGUGACCGAGUACCCAAUGGCCACUCUAAUAGAGCAUCAGAGUUUCUUCGGAUGGAUGAGACGACCUGCCAGAAGGACAGUCAUUUUGUCAGCAUCCAUCAAUCAGGCUUUUAUGACAGUGGCUAUACAGAAGUCCCUCUUCAAUAAACGGCAGAUGACAUGCCACCUGAAGGACUCUGAGAGCAUGAGGAAAAAGAUGCUCUAGUCUGAUAAAUCCCAAAUCUAAUUAAUACGAAAAUGUUACAAAAUGGAGUGUUCAUCACCUGACUAAUACCAUCUCUGCAGUGAAAAAUGGUGGUGGGAGCAUCAUGCUAUAGGGAUGCUUCUCCCCAUCCAAAAUGACAGGGAUUGAGGAUAGUCUGCAAGGAAGAAUGGGAGAAAAUGCCCAAAUCUAGGUGUGUAAAGCUGGUUGAAGCAUACCCAAAACAACUUAAAGCUGUGAUCACUGCCAGGGUGCUUUUCCAAUGUACUGAAUAUAGAGUCUGUCUAAACCACAACCAAAUAUGGAGACCUUAAAGGGGUCUGAAUACAUUUCAAAGCCACUGUAAUCUGUGUUACCAAAAACACCAGAAUGUCUGUCGGAGUAGAGUAACCAAAAUGUCAGUCAGUAGUUUCAGCAUAAUGGGUUAAACUUUAUUUUGGAAACCCCAAACUUGCUGAGGUUAGGGUUAGGCUUAAGGUUUUAGAAUCAAGUUUAGGUUAAGCUUAGGGUCAUGUUGAGGGUUAGCAGGUAGUUUAGUUAAAUGUUACUUAUAAUCAGUAGAUCCAUAGAGCAUCUACAGAAACACAUUGGACUCUCAAAGUGUGGCCCUAGAAUGUCUGACUAGUGUUAUCAGAACGUAUGUAUUGGUAUUUUCCAGUUUCACCACUGUUUUAUAUUUGCUUGAAACAUCUUUGAAACAGCUAUCUUUCAAUAGCUUUCAACCAAAUGUACCAAGCUUGAAACCAAAAAAAAGAUAAAUGUCACCCUAAGUGUUUAACAGAUUCUGAUACACAGCUGUAAGUGCUUUCAGAAAUGCAUUUACUUAGUAUGAACUCUGGGUUUUAAAGACAUGCAUUAACUUUUUAGUAUUAUAAAUUGGAAACAUAAAACAACACGUACAUUUUGUUGACAUUUUAAAAAUAUGGUUUGGGAUUGUGUAGAUUGGUAUGAAGAAAAUACAGUUUAUGACCUUUUUGUAGCACUCCCCAAUAGGGCUUUCAUGAUAUCAGAUUUUCACUACACGAUUAUCAUGGCCAAAAUAAUUCACGGUAACGAUAUUAUCGCGGUCUCUAUAGAAAAUUUGAAGUUAAAAAAUGCUUUUAGUCAAACUCAUCUUCAACUUUGUUUAAUGU